Molecule: messenger RNA, 273 nt
Organism: Medioppia subpectinata
Lineage: Eukaryota; Metazoa; Arthropoda; Arachnida; Sarcoptiformes; Oppiidae
Source: the annotation of a GenBank genome assembly
AAGAAUAACAUAAUAUUUGUCAUAAACCUUAAGUUAGAGAGUUGGUUUGUGUUAAGACAACAAACUCUAAGCCUAUAUAAAGACUUCUUGAAACUCAUUAGACGUACGGAUAAUCAUAAAGAGCUUAAGGAUUGGAUUAGAGAUGAAUUUCGCCAAAAUAUACAUCACAAACAACAGGUGUGUGCGCGGAAAUAAUUAAAAUGCAUUUAACGAGAGGCCGGACGGCGUUCAAGCAAUUGGAGACAAGCAUUAGUUUAUCGCAUAAUUAAUGGC